GACCUGGAGGUGUGCAGCUCCGGUGGGACGGGGUUGUGAUAAACCAUGUGUUUUGAGGACUCCGCGGUUGUCGACUUCGUUAUUGACAGACACCUGAAGCUCUGCGUGGGAUGAUGACUCACAACCCGACUGAUGAUGACUACAAAUAUUUUGUGCACGUACCCACGCUCCCAUGCACUCCGCGGCGCGCGCUCCUCCACGUGCACUCUCACACAGCGGGCAUCAAAGCCUUUACGUCAAGCCAGACAGGAAGAAGAAAGCAAAAUCUGAUGGCACGAUAGCUGGGUCCCCUCGUCCCCCCUGAAACAAAUGCAUGCCCGCUCCUCUCGCCUAUGGAUGCGCUCUCCUGUUUCACACGGAUUUCGUCUGUGUGCACCGAGGCAGAGCUGAUCUUAUGGCAACCAUCAGCCCGCCAUGUACCAUCGCUCAUCUGAUCCACUGUGAGAGAGAAUAAAUCGACGAGAGGAGGUGAGAUGAAAAGCCAACAAUCCCGGCUCGCCUUAUCGGCACUCCUGCUCUGCACAUUACACCAGACAGCUGGCUCCAGCAGAUCCCAUCGCAGCAGCUCAGCAUCAUCAGCAUCAUUAACAACAUCAUCUCCAUCAGAGGUGAGAGGCAGGAUUCCUUCGGGGUCGCCCAAAAACUGGUUAAAACAGACUGACUCCAACUAUGCCAAUCACAGCCACAAAAGUAGGCCAUCACCAAAGCUUAAAGAGGUAACAGGCCAAGUGAAUAGCUUUUCUUUCAACACCAGCAGAGGCAAUGUUACCACUUUGAUAUCUGAGAGUUCUGGCAGGCUACCAAGCUGGAUCCCAGAGGAAGGGGAGUCACCACUGUGUGCCUACCGAGUGAUCGAGGGAGGCAUCGGGGGGCAGCUGUGUUUUCGGAACACUCUGUCUAGUUACAAGUGUCACAAAGCAGACUGCAGGACGGUGGUGUCUCUUGGGAAUCUGGUGGCAAAUAUUCUUAUCAAUGGCAGCGUACUGUUACAGUGGACCCAUGGGGCAGAAUCUGCAAUGACUGGCCAGGAUGUAAAGACUAAAGGGACUGCAGCUGGUCAGAAAAGCAGUGGGAAUGCGGGUAAAGAUCUAACAAGAGAAGGAACUGUAAGGUCAAGCUCUGUUUUCAGUGGACGUCGACACAGACAAGGAGGCUACGAGCUCAGCUGCUGGUGGAAUGGAAGCUACACCCAGUUUGAGUGUGCUGGUGUCCAUCUUGGAUUAGGCUGUAGGGACUUUCUCCUGACCGAGCUGCAUGAGAAUAUCCCCUACCGCUUCUGCUUGCGCUCCUUCGCCCACUCUGAUCCAGUUUUGAGAGCAGCUCAUCUGCAGGACUGUGUGGAGUUUACCCUACCGCCGUCUGGGAUGCAGGACAUUGUGAUCGCUAUGACAACGGUUGGAGGAGCUAUUUGUGUGAUGCUGGUCAUCAUCUGUUUGCUGGUGGCAUAUAUCACAGAAAACAUCAUGAGCCCCACAACACAGCACACAUACUCCUACCGCACACACUCGCGUCACUGAGAAUACACUGAAUUCAGGAUGAAAUAAUCUACAUCUAACAUCCACGAUGACCAUAUCUAAUCUCACAGUAAUAGUUACUUUUCAGUUAACCACAUAAUUUGUUUUACAGGUCCUGUUAUGACUGAAGCACAAUCAACUGUGACUCUGCAAAAAAAAAAAAAAACACUUGCCUUGUCAGCCUUCAUGAGGAUGCACUGAACCAAAAGUACUGAAAACCUACAUCUACUAACACACAAGUUUACUGUGUUCUGUUAUUGUUUUAGGUGGCCUGUGAUAGAGUCUGUCAGCCUAUAAGCUGGCAGCAUUUAUAGAGCAAUACAAAUACCAGGAAGGCUUUGAGUACAUUAGAAACAGCAGUCUUUGCUGUGAUGCCUGUCAAACAUCCAGACGGAGGACAGGUCCUGUUCGAGCUUGCCGGGACACAGGAAAUAGAACUAAACUGAAUCCCUUUUUCCACUCAACCUAACAAUGCUACCUUUUAGUUUUGCUUUGAGGUCUGCGUACAGUAUUGUUGAAGAGCAAUCCAAUUUGGUGUACAAUGUGCCAAUCAUCUUGAGUUAAAAAGCCUUCAUAUCAUGCUAUGAGAAAAUAAAUAUCAUGAGAUCAUUUGUAAUACCUAA
Molecule: messenger RNA, 2137 nt
Organism: Notolabrus celidotus (New Zealand spotty)
Lineage: Eukaryota; Metazoa; Chordata; Actinopteri; Labriformes; Labridae
Gene: fndc10
Product: fibronectin type III domain containing 10
Exons: 2
Coding region: 474-1517 (347 amino acids)
Source: RefSeq, a predicted model, not a curated record